CACAACUCACUCAAAUCAGCAUAAAGAACUGCUUUACCAAAUUUCCAGUCAAUCAAUAUGGAGAGCAUCACAAAAACCCUUGUGCCAAAUGCUCAUGAAAAUAAAAAUGGAGGUGAUCAGAAGGCUAAUUACUUCUCGCAAGCAAUUCAUCUGGUCACUUCUGCUUCAUUGCCUAUGGUUUUGUACAAUGCUAUCAAAUUAAACCUGUUCGAAAUCAUCGCCAAAUCUACUAGCCAUGGAGAGAAAUUAUCACCGGCCCAGAUUGCAUCCAAACUUCCUACUAAAAACCCUGAUGCGGCUUCCAUGAUAGACAGAAUGCUUCUCUUACUGGCCACUUACUCUGUGUUCACUUGUGAUGUUGUUGAAGUCGCUUGUGAGGAUGGAGUUAAGUAUGAAAGAGUUUAUGGGUUAUCUCCAGUAGGGGAAUUCUUCGUGCCGGAUGAGGAAGGCAACACAAUUGCCUAUCUGGCAAAAAUGCUCCAAGACAAAGUUUUUAUUCACAGUUGGUAUGAAUUGGAUAAUGCUAUUCUCGAAGGAGGUGUACCAUUCGAUCGGGUUUAUGGCAUGAAUCAAUUCGAGUACAAUGGAACAGAUCCAAGAUUCAAUGAACUAUUCAAUAAGGGAUUGACUGGUUUAACUUCCACCACAAUGAAACACCUGCUUAAUGAGUAUGAGGGAUUUGAGGGCCUCAAUACUUUGGUUGAUGUUGGUGGCGGUUUUGGAGUAACUCUCCAUAAGAUUGUGUCAAAAUACCCUCAAAUUAAGGGCAUCAAUUUCGAUCUUCCACAUGUUGUUGAGAAUGCACCAUCUUAUCCUGGUGUUGAACACAUUGGAGGAGACAUGUUUAAAAGUGUGCCAAAAGGAGACGCCAUAUUCAUGAAGGGUGUUAUUCAUGAUUGGGGCGAUGGUCAAUGUUUAAAAUUGCUCAAGAAUUGUUUUGAAGCUCUACCGGACAAUGGAAAAGUCAUCGUGAUUGAUUUUAUUCUGCCAUUGAAACCUGAUACCACUGUGUUUGCAAGAACUGUUUGCCAGACAGAUAACCUCAUGAUGGCAGUGAAUCCCGGAGGAAAAGAACGUCCCGAAGUUGAAUUUCAGGCAUUGGCUAUCGGAGCUGGAUUCAAGGGCAUAAAACUAAUAAGGCGUCAUGGCGGGAACAUUGGGGUCAUUGAAAUGUAUAAAUAGAUUAUUAUAAAGAGAAAAUUAACCCCCUAAGAGUACAAAAUAAAGAGUCCAGCAGGACGUAGGGUUGUGCUAGCUGGAAUGAUUAAACGAUGAAUUUGUAACAUGAGGCGAUUGAUGGUUUGAAUCUCGUCAAAAACUAGUAUUCAUAAAAGUAUUCAGAUUAGUCCAUCUUAAUGCUAAAUGUUUAGAUUUAGUUCAAGAAAAAACUCAUUAAGGACGU
Messenger RNA from Oldenlandia corymbosa var. corymbosa, 1402 nucleotides. The record is from the annotation of a GenBank genome assembly. NCBI's taxonomy places the organism in Eukaryota, Viridiplantae, Streptophyta, Magnoliopsida, Gentianales, Rubiaceae.